Messenger RNA from Rattus rattus (black rat), 3700 nucleotides. It is a transcript of the gene Cstf2t, whose product is annotated as cleavage stimulation factor subunit 2 tau variant. Gene Ontology annotation, biological process: mRNA 3'-end processing. Gene Ontology annotation, molecular function: mRNA binding. Gene Ontology annotation, cellular component: mRNA cleavage and polyadenylation specificity factor complex. The record is from RefSeq and is a predicted model, not a curated record. Bases 178 to 2064 code for a protein of 628 amino acids. The transcript has a single exon. Lineage: Eukaryota; Metazoa; Chordata; Mammalia; Rodentia; Muridae.
AGAUAAAUUAGUCCGGUCUCAGGAAGCAGUUUCUGCGGCCUAGCGGAACUAUGGAUUUCUAGCACAAAGAUUUCGGUCCGGAGUUUGGUGUCUGCUUCCGUUACAGAGCGGAAGUGUGGUUCACCAGAGGACGACCCUUGGACGAAUUUACUCUCCGCUAUACGCUCGGCAGGAAUCAUGUCGAGUUUGGCGGUCAGAGACCCAGCCAUGGAUCGAUCACUGCGUUCGGUGUUCGUGGGGAACAUUCCGUAUGAGGCGACGGAGGAGCAGUUAAAGGACAUUUUCUCGGAGGUUGGUUCAGUUGUCAGUUUCCGUCUCGUCUACGAUAGAGAGACAGGAAAGCCCAAGGGUUAUGGCUUCUGCGAGUACCAAGACCAGGAGACUGCGCUUAGUGCCAUGCGGAACCUCAAUGGGCGAGAAUUUAGUGGGAGAGCGCUUCGGGUGGACAAUGCUGCCAGUGAAAAGAACAAGGAGGAGUUAAAGAGCUUAGGCCCGGCAGCCCCCAUCAUUGACUCACCCUAUGGGGACCCUAUUGAUCCAGAAGAUGCUCCAGAAUCGAUUACUAGGGCAGUCGCCAGCCUGCCCCCAGAGCAAAUGUUUGAGCUGAUGAAGCAAAUGAAGUUGUGUGUCCAAAACAGUCACCAGGAAGCUCGAAACAUGCUACUUCAGAACCCACAAUUGGCAUACGCUCUGCUGCAGGCACAAGUGGUGAUGAGAAUCAUGGAUCCAGAGAUUGCACUGAAAAUUUUGCAUCGUAAGAUCCAUGUAACACCACUGAUCCCAGGCAAAUCACAGCCUGUCUCUGGGCCUGGCCCUGGUGGGCCUGGUGGCCCUGGUGGCCCUGGAGGCCCUGGCCCCGGCCCUGCCCCUGGCCUCUGCCCGGGACCUAACGUCAUGUUAAACCAACAGAAUCCUGCCCCUCAGCCUCAGCAUUUACCAAGAAGACCUGUGAAGGACAUUCCUCCUCUGAUGCAGACCUCGAUCCAGGGCGGAAUUCCAGCUCCGGGGCCAAUACCAGCUGCAGUUCCUGGACCUGGACCUGGUUCCUUAACCCCGGGAGGAACCAUGCAGCCACAGGUUGGCAUGCCAGUGGUUGGUCCAGUGCCCUUAGAGCGAGGACAGAUGCAGAUAUCAGAUCCUAGACCUCCAAUGCCUCGUGGACCCAUGCCUUCUGGUGGCAUCCCUCCUCGAGGACUACUGGGAGAUGCUCCAAAUGACCCGCGUGGAGGAACUUUGCUCUCAGUGACUGGAGAAGUAGAGCCCAGAGGCUAUAUGGGACCACCCCAUCAGGGUCCUCCAAUGCAUCAUGGUCAUGACAACCGUGGCCCUGCCUCACAUGAUAUGAGAGGAGGACCGUUAGCAGCAGAUCCCAGAAUGCUAAUUGGAGAACCCAGAGGUCCCAUGAUGGAUCAAAGAGGUCUACCUAUGGACGGUAGAGGAGGAAGAGAAUCUCGAGGGAUGGAGGCCCGGCCCAUGGAAACGGAGGUCUUGGAGCCACGAGGAAUGGAGAGAAGAAUGGAGACCUGUGCAAUGGAAACCAGAGGGAUGGAAGCAAGAGGCAUAGACGCAAGAGGACUGGAGAUGAGGGGCCCUGGCCCUAGUUCCAGAGGUCCGAUGACUGGUGGGAUCCAGGGUCCUGGCCCCAUUAAUAUGGGGGCAGGUGGCCCUCAGGGACCUCGACAGGUUCCAAACAUUGCAGGAGUGGGAAAUCCUGGAGGUGCCAUGCAGGGGGCAGGUAUACAAGGAGCAGGAAUGCAGGGGGCAGGUAUGCAAGGAGGAGGGAUGCACGGAGCAGGCAUUCAAGGAGGGAUGCAGGGGGCAGGCAUGCAAGGAGGAGGGAUGCAGGGGGCUGGCAUGCAAGGAGCCAGUAAGCAAGGUGCGGGCCAGCCUAGCAGUUUUAGCCCUGGGCAAAGCCAGGUAACUCCACAGGAUCAAGAAAAAGCAGCUUUGAUCAUGCAGGUUCUUCAGCUGACUGCAGAUCAGAUUGCCAUGCUGCCUCCUGAGCAAAGGCAGAGCAUUUUGAUUUUAAAGGAACAAAUCCAGAAAUCUACGGGUGCUUCUUGAAAGGUUUUCAGCUAAGAAGUACUUAGUUAUUCCUUCAGGGUUUACUCUGUGGCAUGAAGUGGGUGCAAAAAGCUGUCCUCUGUGUUCGCACACUUUAACCAUUUAAGGUUUUCUUCUCCCCAGACCUUAAAUCUUAUUUCUUGUCUUGUCACUUUCUGUUUUCCUUUUUAUUUUUUGAUUGAGGGGAGGGUGUGGAGGGGGUGGGCCUGUUUACUUUGUCACUGUUGACUCUACUGGGUACCCUAAAAAUGACUACAUCAUACAAAAUAAGGUUAUGAGGAAAAUGCGGCAAUAAUUUGUCUGCACUUUGUUAACUGUGUUUUAAAAAUACUGAGUAAACUGGGAACUACAUAAAAAUUGAAGAUGGCUUGUUACAGUAUUGAUAUACUAAGAUAGUUUAAAGUUCUUUGGUUGUAUAUUGAACUGAAUGUCAGAAUGUUAAGAUACACUUUUUGGUAAUAGAAAUUUCUAUAUUUUGGAGGCAGCAGAGUACUGUAGUAAGGUUAAUGUUUAGUUAUUUUGGAAUUAUUUUGAAAUAUUGGAGCUAACAGUUUGUGGUAUAGAUGUAUGUUUUUUUUUUAAAGCAUUGUUAUCUGUAAAAAGAUAAUUUUCAUUUAUCUGACUUUUUUUUUAGACCAUUAAUAUUCUUGCCUGAUCCCAACUGGUAGUUUUGCAGGAUAGUUGUAGUGUCAGCUGAAUUACAUAAAGCCGCCUCUGGGGAGACUCAAGUGAUCUUCUUACACAUUUCUCUAAAAAAUUCUUAAGGCCCAAGUCUGGUUGUAAGUAGUUUUUUCACAUCAUUUAAAAGAAUCAGACAUGGGGUUUGACUUUCUUGAGUAGUGGAGGUUUUUGGGUUUUUUUUUGUUUUUGUUUUUGUUUUUCAGUAAAGCUCCCAGGUUCUUGAUAAACCACUAUCCAUUCACAGAUGGAAUCCAUUUGGUCAGCAAGAACCAGAAGUUAAAAUCUUACUCUAUGCCUUUUGAUAUGUCUUACAGUUUGAUAACUUUCACAAACUACUUUUCUAUCAUCACCUUGCUAGAACUGGGGCCCAAGUGAACUGACAACUCUGCUCAGUUAACUUAAUAUGUUAUUUCUCACAACUCACAAAAGCCCUUUGGUCAUAACGUAGUUCCCAUGAAGUGUGUUUGAGAAUAAGGAAUGUGGAACUUAAUCCAUUUCUUUUAGAGCUACUGUAUCAUUUUCAAUCAAUGUGACACCUGGAUGUAGUGUCAUAUUUAGAUAAUGAGCAGAAACAAGCACAAGCUCCCACUUGACCAAGUGGCAUUCCUCUGUGGGAAAAUAAAUACCCAGCUACUGAGGGACGAGCAGCCUUAGGGAGGGAGCUGACCCAAGGUUGUUUUCCCUUGCAAAGUUCGAGCAUUUUUGAGUGUACAGAGUUUUCAUUCUUAGGCUAUUUUCCAGCCAUUUAGUUUUUGUGCUAGUGUUAGACUCCUGUGGUUUCCUCUGCCUCCUAUGCUGAGGCGGGUUCGUGUUCUGUACCUUUAUGCUAGUUCUGACUAAUCCCAAUUGCUUGCUUCUUUCGAGACUGCAGUUGCUAGCCCAAAACUUCUUACAGUCUUUGUUAUAAGAAAAUCUCUGCGUUGUUUCAUGAAAAUUAAAUAAAAAGGUUAUAUAA